This is a messenger RNA of Gilbertella persicaria, 3375 nucleotides long. RefSeq names its product Metalloenzyme, LuxS/M16 peptidase-like protein. Lineage: Eukaryota; Fungi; Mucoromycota; Mucoromycetes; Mucorales; Choanephoraceae. The coding region runs from base 60 to 3152 and encodes 1030 amino acids. Gene Ontology annotation, molecular function: metal ion binding. The record is from RefSeq and is a predicted model, not a curated record. The transcript is spliced from 16 exons.
UUUCUUUUUCCCCUUUUUUUUUUCCCUUGUUUUUUUGUCUCUCUUUUUUUUUCUUCUUUAUGACACCUACUAUUACAAAAGAUUUUUAUCAUUUUGAUACAUUUCCAAUAGACCCAUGCGAAUCCAUUUUAGUCAAUCGAUACAAGAGUUCAAAGACAGGUCUUGUUGCUAUUCAUGCAGAUAUUCAAGGUCCACUUGUCAGCGGUUUCUUGACAUUGGCCACAAAAGUUACAAAUAAUGAUGGUUGUCCUCAUAUUCUUGAACAUCUUGUUUUCUUGGGAAGUGAAAAAUACCCUUACAAAGGCACUCUAGACUCACUUGCACCGAGAGCGUAUGCACCUGGUACCAACGCGUGGACUGAUAUUGACCAUACUUGUUAUACUAUAACUACAGCGGGUAGUGAUGGAUUUCUUCAAUUACUUCCUGUUUAUGUAGACCACAUACUAUUUCCAACAUUAACAGAUGAAGGGUUCUAUACUGAAGUUCACCAUAUUGAUCCAAAUGGAGAAGAUGCUGGUGUUGUUUAUUGUGAAAUGCAAGCAAGAGAGAAUUCAAUGAAUGAUAUUAUGCAACGAGCAUUACAACAAUUGGUUUAUCCUCAAGAAAGUGGGUAUCCUUUUGAAGCAGGCGGUUUGAUGAAAAAUUUGCGUGCAGUCAAGAUUGAUACAAUUCGAGACUACCAUCGUCAGUUUUAUACACCAGACAAUUUACGGAUUAUCAUUACGGGUAAAUUAGAUCGAGUUGGUUUGUUGUCAACAUUAGAACAGAUUGAUAUUGCCAUUAUGGACAGACAGCGUCAUCUACAGUGUCUCAAGGCCUCAACGAAUCCAUGGAUACCAGCACCUUUGAUUCCUGAUCUUGCCUAUAGUCAAACAGAAACAGUCUAUUUUCCUGAAUCGUCCUCGACCAUGGGUAAUAUUACAGUCACUUGGCUUGGUCCGAGAUGGAAUGCUUUCUUGGACGUUCAAGCCAUUCAUGUACUAAAUGCUUACUUGAGUGAAAGUCCUAUUUCACCUUUAAAGAAAUUGUUUGUUGAGCAAAGUGAUCCUUAUUGUACUGAACUUGAUUUUCAGAUACAAGAAAGGAGUCGUCUAUCUAUCACAGCUCAUUUUCAAAAUGUACCUUUGCAUAAAGCAGACUUAUUGGUGCCUAAACUUGUGUCAGCAUUAGAAGAUAUAUAUGCAACCCAAGCAAUCGAUAUGGAUCGUAUGAAAGUCUUGAUCUAUAAAGAAAAACUAAAAUUUUUGGAUGAUUAUGAAACAUGUCCCACUUUUAUGGUGGCUUUACCUGCUAUUACAGCUUCUCUUUAUGGCGAUGUAGCCAAUGAUGAUUUCAUAAAUGCUUUGCAACAAGCAAAAUACUUUGAUAUCCUCAUUCAUUUUACAAAACAAGAUUGGCUUGUUUUCUUAAAGCAACUUUAUAUAGAUACAGCCUAUACAGCUGUUAUUGGAAAACCAUCUGAUGAAUUAUCAAAGCAUUUGAUGGAACAAGAAGCCUAUCGAAUAGAAAAACAACGUACUUGCCUUGGAGAAAAGGGACUACGCUAUUUAGAUGCUAGACUAAAGCAUGCUACACAUAUCAAUGAAACACAAAUACCCUCAAAAAUCAUGGAAGGAUUCCCUAUACCCAGUGUCUCUAGUAUCUCUUCCAUUCAUGUAGUGACAGCCAAUAAUCCUUAUUAUUCAGUACUGGAAGACAAUCAAGUACAAGCGCAUAUUAAUCGAGAUGGUCAUCUGAAAGAGAUUCCUUAUUUUAUUCAAUACGAUCAUAUCCCUUCUGCCUUUGUGAAUAUCUCUGUCUAUCUGAAUACAGGAUCUAUACCUUCUUAUCUGAAACCCUAUGGCAGAAUGUACAUGGACACGGUUUUUGCUUCUCCUAUGCGCAAUAUAGAUUAUACAGAAGUAGUCCAGAAACUAGAUAUGGAUGUUAUUUCUUACGAUGCCUCUUUGGGAUAUCAAGGCUCAUUUCGAGAAUAUAUUGUGAUUACGAUUAAAGUAGAGUCCACCAAAUAUGCAGCAGGCAUCAACUGGUUAAGACAUUUGAUGUGGAGUAUUCAAUUCACUCAAGAAAGAUUGAUCGUUGCUGUCAACAAGACAUUACACGAUAUUCCUCAAGCGAAACGAAAUGGAAAAUUAUUGACUGACUGGACAAUGCGAGCCAUUCAUACAGACAUUCGGAAAUCAACAGAAGCGUCUUGCAGUUACCUUUAUCAAGACACUUUUCUUCCUCGUGUAUUAAAGGAACUCUUAAAGAACCCAGGAAGAAUCAUACAAGACAUGAAUGAGUUUAGAUCAAUCUUGUGUCGAGAUGAAAACCUUCGGGUCCAUGUCACUGGCGAUGUCUUGAGUCUAAAAAGACCCAAGAGCAUAUUUCGAUCAUGGAAAAAACAUGCUUUGAAGCACAAACAUAAACCAUUGCCUGCCGUGGUACGUUCAAGAGAUGCCUUUGGAUACUAUGGCUUAAAUCCAGGCAACUGUACUUCCAUUGUUAUAUUACCAUCUACCGAAAGUUCAUUUUCCAUUCAUUCCACACGAGGUCCUUCUGAUUUUGAUUCUAUAGAAAUUCCGUCGUUAUUAGUUUUGAUGGAGAUGUUACAUGCUAUGGAGGGUAUCUAUAGUCGCCUUGUACGCGGUCUGGGCCUUGCUUAUCGAUGCUGGCUCACGAAUGCUACUGAAGCAGGUCUCAUAUCACUCUGUAUUCUUCGGUCAACUAAUAUUACCAGUGCAUUUGAACAUAUCAAACAUGCUACACAUCAAUUAGCUACAGGUGAAACAGAAUUUGACUGUUUUGCAUUAGAAGGAGCCAAAAGUAGUGUGAUUUUUGAUAUGGCGAACUGUGAAAACACACGCCAAGUAGCAGCAGGACAAUCGUUUAUGAACAAAGUAUUGAAACAAAGUACAAGGCAAAAACUAGACUUGUUAAAAGCAAUACAGCAAGUCACUAUGCCGCAUAUUGUCCAAGUCUUGUUGACUUACAUCUUGCCCUUAUUUGAUCCAAAGCGUUCAAAUCAUGUGAUUGUGACAUCGCAAACAAAGAGCCAAGAAGUUGCUCAGUCGUUUUGUUUAAUGGGACAUCCUGCAAAAGUGAUCCAACUUGAAGAUGUAUAUGCUAAAAACAUCUUUCAGCAAGACUCAUUUAUUGAUUUAGCAUAAACAUUGUCUGAUACAACAAUAGAAUGCUAUUUUGUAUAUCUGAUAAACAUGAGUGUAGAAUAAAUGUUCAUUAAAGUCAGAAAAAAUAUAAUAUUUUCAUAACGACAAGUCUUCAAAAAUGGAGAUCAGAACUUUAAAAGAAAUGAUGGAUUAAAAGUACUCAAAAACGAAAAGAUAUCACAAAAGUCUAUUAAUAAAGUUGAUAGUUACAAGUAUGGACUAC